CCAAGACACCAAGAGGAAAAGAAACAGAACUGUACUCCAAUGACCCUGUGGUCUAAAUGAACACAUAACAAUAAUCUUACAGUAACACCUAAGGAAUCAAAAGGUCACAAACUCUGGGAGAGAGCGGAAACUUUAGAUGAGGAGGCGUUUACUGCCACAGGAUGUUUUCCCUCAAGAGAGGGUGUGUGAGGUUCAGUCACUGCAGCACCGUGGGAGUGCUUCAAUCAAGAGACCAAACGAGGAUAUGAUGUAUAACAGUCACAGAACAAUGCAUGCAUGGAACCAGGGCUGAUGAUAUCGGAGUAACGGAUCAGAUCUCUCUGCGGCGUACAGUGUGUGCAGCUUUGUGUGUGUAGUUUUGCUGGAGGAGCUUCCAGUUUUAGGUGAUGAGGGAAGGCCUCGGGGACAUUACUGUGCUGGAGGCAAGUUCACACUCAAGGUGCAAAAGAUCAAGAUGAGUGUUUGCUGGAUGUUCAUGGUCCUCCUGGCCUGCAUGGCAUCUCAUGCCGCUCAGUCUCAGAGCACAUGCACCUGCAGUGAGAAGUUUACAAAGCAGAUAACCAUCUGCUCACCCAGCACAGAAACUGUGUAUGUACCCUGCCCGAACAUGACCGCUGACAUCAUGACCUUCACCCUUCUCAAGGACGAAGAAAUUAUUUCCAACCAGACAUGUAACAAAGAACAAGAUGCACAAAAUUGUACAUUGGUCAGGUUCUCCCUGAAUGAAAUGACCCACAGGAGCAGUGGCAUCUACAGAUGUGAGGGCAGAUCCAUAUUCCCUCCUCCCUCUAUAAAAGUACAAAGUGAUUUGAGGAUCCGCAUACAUGUAGGUAAGGACACCAUAAGAAUUGUACUGGAAUCAACCAUAAAAAAUGUGAUAACCCAUUUCUCUGGAUUUGGAUUCUGGUGGUUGUACUUCUCAGCAUCUACAGCAUAUCUGUCACCAUCAUCGCCUUUAGAUUCUGGGUCAAGCUGAGGAAGACAGACUCCAGUGACUACAUGAACACCAAACCCAGAGCGCAGAGGGACCGCAGGAAGAAAAAAGGGGUUCAGAAUCCUAUACCACGACACUUCUGAUAUCUCAUCGUCUGACCAUUUGCACAGCUAUCCCCAUUCAUUUAGAUGUAAACAGAAGGGAUGUACUUGUAGUAGCUUACUCUGAACAGGACAUUAUUGUGAAUGAGGUUUUGUGUGAGUUAGUUUUACGUUAAUGUAGUUGUUGUUUUUUGUCUACACAGCGAAAGUAGCAGUUUCUUUUACAGUUGUAUAAAAGAAUAAUAAUUAAAAAAAACACACAUACCCAACAGCUCUGGUUUUGCUUGCUUCCUGUUUCACACACACACCCCUAGCUGGAAGCCCUCUCUGUGGUCGAAACAGAAGGUGGUGUCUGAAUGAGGGGAUUUUAACCACAAAUGGUUAAUUCAGUUUGUAAAUCUGUGUUAUCAUAUGGAUCAGAGACCACAAUCUCAUGUAAAAUCUCAUAAUGUAAAACAGCCAGGCUGUUCGAGGCCUCUAUAGAAUACGGUGUAAAGAGUCAAAAUACCAUUAACGUCACAUCACACUUCUUUUUCCAGUUUGCAUGCUCUUAUUUCUGUGAAAACAGACACAAGAGUUAUCAUCACUGAUGAGAACCAGAUUACGGCAAGGAGAGGCAAACACUUCAAACAAUAACAAUCUGCACCAUUUCCUGUCUUCCUUCCUCUACUUUCCCCCCCUCCUUCCUCGCACUUUUCUGCAGAUGUGGCUGCUUCAAAGGGACUCCACCUUUACCUUGCUCACCUUGCAGUUUCUGUGCAGUUACUGCAAGCGCACACCGGGUUUUAUUGGUUUCAAUUUAGCUGCAUGGUUUUACUCAUCUACUACCACACACAUUCAGCAAGAUUAACAUAUUGUUUCUGUUAGCUCUUCGAGCCAUUCUGAGACAGAUGAUUAAAAACAAACGUCUUUUAUGAUAAAAAAAGUUUUUUUCCCUCCUCCACAGUCACUGCUCCUGAAGACAGACACUCUUUUAGAAACUGGGGAAUUGAGAGCAAAGAAACUUUUUCUGCUGAAGUUGCAAAAAAGUUAUUCAAAGACUGCAUACAAGCUUUAUUGGUGCCUAAGAAAAAUUACAUAUAUUGUGUUCAUCAGAGUGUGGCUUUUUAAAUCUUGCAGAAGCAAAAUUCAAGGUUUUUGUCAUGCUUGUGGUAAACAAACUGUCCUACUUUCUUACUAAAUGUACAGGUUUAUUUUUUUU
Lates calcarifer (barramundi perch) is the source of this 2236-nucleotide messenger RNA. RefSeq names its product T-cell-specific surface glycoprotein CD28. Gene Ontology annotation, cellular component: external side of plasma membrane. Bases 455 to 976 code for a protein of 173 amino acids. Lineage: Eukaryota; Metazoa; Chordata; Actinopteri; Centropomidae. The record is from RefSeq and is a predicted model, not a curated record. The transcript has 4 exons. Gene Ontology annotation, biological process: T cell receptor signaling pathway; regulation of T cell proliferation.